Messenger RNA from Dermacentor albipictus, 7488 nucleotides. Its product is annotated as cell adhesion molecule Dscam1-like. The record is from RefSeq and is a predicted model, not a curated record. Lineage: Eukaryota; Metazoa; Arthropoda; Arachnida; Ixodida; Ixodidae. Gene Ontology annotation, biological process: cell-cell adhesion. Gene Ontology annotation, molecular function: protein binding.
AAUCACUCAAGUGCUGGCGCAACGCCACCCAAACCACCAAACAGGAAUUCAAACUCGGAACCACACAGCGGCAUUUCACCAGCCAAUGGAAAGACGUUCAGCGGUGCGAUGUGUAUGCAGCGUGAUAAGUGUGAAGGGUCAUAACCAGGACUGUAACGCAGUUAGCUCAUUAACACAAUCUUAAACAUCGACGCACACUGAAACGUUAUAGAAACAUAGCAUACGUACUGAAGUGCGGCCUAAUCCCAACGAAUUGAGAUUUGCGCCGCCUGUUGCUUACUACAGGAAGAAGACCCUGGGCGUUCCUAACGGAAACAAUUUUCCGCGAAGCACACGCGCGCACACGUAGAUGUUUGACUGAUCAAAAGCAGUAUUCAAUAUUAAACAUUUUUCUUUUGUUGCAUUUAUCACAACCAUAACAAAGCAGUUUAGAUUUUAUGUGGACCCAGCGUGAAAGCGCUUAAUGCUGGCAACUUACAACGCAUCCGCGAACCCAGCGUUCUGCAUACGUCAAAGAUUAUUAUACUUUUCUCUCGUUGUGUGGCGCCUCCUGUACCGUUGAGCGUGCAUUCUGUAACUCAACGCCUGACGGAGCUCCCUAGAAAUCCGCAUUGCCUGCACCGCCAAACAUGUUUCGCGUUACAUCUACGGUUACGCGGCAACAAACCACUUGAACCACAUAGAUAAGUCAAGAUAAGCAUUUCAAGCAAACAUGCUAGUGAGCGCGCAUCCUCCGAGAGGGACGAACGGCGCAGUCUGGCUGCAAAUAACUGCGAUCCUUCAUUUUAUCAUCUACGGCGAAGCUAGCCAGGCCGUCUUGAAAGAUGCACCCGUGGUCACGCCAUUCAGUUUCCCGGCGGACCUCUCCGAAGGGUCCCCUGCGCAAGUUUUUUGUGCUAUUUCAAAAGGGGCCCUCCCAGUGUAUUUCACAUGGCUCAAAGAUGGGAAGACCGUCAGCGGAGACAACGUUAAGGUCACCACAUUCGAGAGAUACUCUGUGCUUCAGGUCUUGCAAGUGUCCGCUGCUGACGUCGGAAACUACACCUGCUUCGCGAAGAACUUGCAGGGCAGCGACAGCUACUCAGUCAAGUUGGAAGUUAGAGCACCUCCGCGUUGGUUGCGGGUGCCCACCGACGUUUCAGCUUUGCUCGGAAGCGAGGCCAGACUGUCCUGCCCUGUUGCCGGCUAUCCGACUCCCAAGGUGACCUGGCACAAGAUGACAGAUGGGAAUCGGGCUCGGCUGGAAGCGAGCCAGUCUCUGACGCUCGACCCCAGCGGCGCUCUCGUCCUGCACAGCGUGCAGCCUCGGGACCGCGGCGUGUACCUGUGCGAGGCCGACAACGGAGUCGGGGAGCCCAUCACGAACCGAGUCAGGCUCGCGCUCAACGUGCCGGCGAGGUUCGAAGAGAAGUCGACCGUGGUGACCGCCCGGCGGACCGAGGUGACGCGGAUGAAGUGCCAGGCCACGGGCGACCAGCCACUCUCCAUCGCCUGGUCCAAGGGCAGCGUCAAGCUGGACAAGAGAACCAGCGCCCGGUACGAGGUGUUCGAAACGCUGACUCCCGACGGCCUCAUCUCCGAGCUGGUGAUCCGUGACACGGACCGCAGCGACGGCGCCCUCUACACGUGCCACACGCAGAACAAGUACGGCAAGGACGACAGGAAGGUCAAGCUCAUCGUCCAAGAGGUGCCGGGUCCUCCGCAGGAUGUGCGCCUCAAGGACGUCUGGAGCCGAUCGGCGAGCGUGUCGUGGUCGCCAUCAUACAGCGGAAACAGUCCGAUCUCGAAGUACGUCGUCCAGUACUGGAGGGACCACGGCACGGCGCACAGGUUGCACGAACUCGAGGUGAUCGGCUCGAUGACGUACACCAUGGUCCGCGAGCUUCUUCCGGGCACCGCCUACGUGCUCAACCUCGUCGCCGAGAACGCCAUCGGCCGCGGGGAGCCUUCGAGAACCGUCGUCUUCCACACCGGCGAAGAAGAGCCUGAAGCAGCACCUGUCGACAUUCUGGUGGAGAUGAAAGGACCUUCAACUGUGUACAUAUCUUGGAAGGCACCGCCAAGGGAGCACUGGAACGGCCAUCUGCUGGGCUACUACAUCGGCUACCGGCCCGGGGACACGGAGUCCCCGUUCUCGUACCGGCGAGUAGAGGCGUCGCCAAACAACGCCAGCCACGAGUACCUGCUCGGAGGCCUGCAGCGCGGCACCGAGUAUUUGCUCGUGCUCAGGGCGUACAACAGCGCCGGCUCGGGACCAGCCUCGCAGGAAAAGACCGUGCGCACCAUGGACGGAGAUGUUCCCGAAGCUCCGCGGCUUUUCGUGACUGGAGUGACCGCUGAUAGCAUGACGCUCCGGUGGGUGAUCAGGUCCAGCAGCGACGUUACAGGCUUCAACAUCCACUACAGGCAAGAAGGCGGCACGUGGCUUGAACUCCCGAUCGUCAACACAGCCAACAACACGUACACGCUGACCAACCUGCACCCGGGUUACGUGUACCAGGUCUAUGUGACCGCCUCCAACGUGCUGGGACGUGGCGACCCGAGCGCCAUACUUUUGGUGAAGACCGAAAGUACCGCGUCGGGACACGAAAGCUCGGCCAUCGAGAACAAGCAGGCGGACGACGAGGUGCCCAUCUACAUGGACAUGGCCAUCAUGAUUCCAGCGGGCGCCAUCUUGCUAGCCGUGCUCGUCAUACUCUUCAGCACAUGCAUCUGCAUCCGAAAGAUGAAGAGCACGCCCCGACCAGUGCCAGAGAUCAUGAGGUACGACCCAGCGACCCUCAACACGGGAACCAUGAUGUCCCAGAGGUACGUGGAGAUGGAGAAGAUGUCCGAGCAGGACGCACCAUUCGCCACUCCGUACGAAGGAGGCACCAUGCGCAACGGCACAGAGCUGAGGGGCACGCUCAAGGAACGCCAGGAGAUGAAGACAUACGUGCCCAAGCACCCGAUGAAGGACCGACCGCUGCCUCAUCCCGAACAGUCUCCGCUGCGGAUGGACGAAACUUACUACGACAGCGCGCAGUGAUCGCCGCCCCGACGCGACAACGAGGCCCGAAAUAGACGCGGUCCCCUCAAGCACAUUCCCCUGUUCGAACGAGCGGGCACAACCGCGGGCCGGGGACGCGUGAUCAAGACAACUCUCCGCAGUCGCCUUCAAUGAGCUGCGUGACGACAAGCGCCGGACCUCGCCCACAUCUUCUCCUUCGUGAACGCACGAAGGCGACAACACGACCAGACACCAGGGUUGCAGCCCAUGGUGGCUGGCCCACGUGCUCAAGAGACGUGCGAGCUGCACGGACGCGUCGAAUGUGUGUAUGUGUGUGUGUUGUGUGUGAGUGCGUGGCGCGCGUGCGGGAAAGACGCAGCGUCGUGCCAGAGUGGCACACUUCCUCGCCAGCUGUGAAACCGCGUGUGCGCGCACUCGCUGGCCGAAUGUCUUAAAAAACCGGCGUUCUGGAUCCUAUUCCACGCUCCUGGCACAGACAUAGGUGCUGCGCCUAGGAGUGUCUAACAUGGCGUAGGCUUUGAAGGAAUACUGUAGCAACGGAUGCGCGCGCUACAGGAGUUCUAAUCUUGACGGCAAAUUGCUUAAUGUUUCGUGGCGUCUUUGUUCCAUGGCGGCACUAUAUACCUGCGCUUUCAUAAUAAUAUUACUAGAAGACGUGGCCCUAAUGUCUGCGGGAGUUGACAGUGCGGCAAUGCAGCUAUAUCUCGAUCACGGACAGUUCAUGAAUUGUUCUCUCGUUACGAGUUGGUUUCAAACGUAUUUACCUUUCCUUCUUUCAAGGCUUUUAUAACUCAACUGUGCUCCAGGAAUCGGACGGCUACAGUUAAUUUUAUCUCUGCGGACGGCCCUCGGACAGUUUUUCCAGCUCCCUGGGGAAAAAAGUAUCGCUUAGCACAUCGGAAAAAAUUCACCUAGGGACGCUGUUAUUUUCCAGAUCUAGCCCACCAGGUAUAUAGGCUCCCGUUACCCAUAUCUAGCCGAACACACAAGAACGAAUGGCGGGCAUUUAUUUAAUACGCUAAUGAUUGCCAUGAAAUGUGCUCGCUGCAAAUGCCACUAAAGAAAUUGUACAAAGGCAAAAAAAACUGAACUCAGAAAAAAUAACCACAGAUGUGAUAAAGUAAGAAACCAACAGCAUUAGAGACCCCGACCAUAAGUAGUUCUGAGGCACUUGAUCGUGACCAUGUCAAGAAAAUUAAUAUUCGUGUGCGAUCCGUGACUUCCAUCGCAAAGAACGAUUGCAGUGCCAUAUACUGCCAUCUGCCAACUUUUGUUUACAAAUCAACUGGUAACAGAGCACUAUACGAAGUAAUGGAACGAGCAGCCAUUAGCUAUCAGCUAAAAUUACUGCACCGAACCGCAUCCGCAAGGCAUUUUACACAAUAUACAGUACGCUACAUGCUUCACUUGCAUGCUAGUUAUGUGCGCGUGCUACACUAAUUUACCCUAUUCUAAAUUUAUGCCUACUUCUCGUCGGAAGAAUACGUACAACUGCCCUUGUGCUCCGUACUCAGAACUGCGUAACUCUGGAGUGAACACAGCAAUCGUGCCACCCCUCUAGCUCAUUUAAAGGAGUCGCGCACCACGCAAGCGACACCGCGCAGCCUGGCAACAGUCAAGCUCAGGCGCGGAAGUCACCUACAUAAUCUCGAAUCAGGAUGCGGAUUUGUGUUCCUGUUCACACAUUCACAGAGAAAGCAAAUCAGUUACUCUGAGCUUUCGGAACAUGCAUAUAUUGGCUGCUGGUUCCUUUGGCAAUUGCUCUUACUAAACAGCCACCACGAACCCUUUGCCGUUCAACGUUCCCGUCGUCUCACUAGUUAGUAAAGUGAUACCACAGAAGACUUGCUCAGAGCGCACCGACACUUACAAGACGGACAGUUGCUAUCGAGAGAUGCUGGAGCCGUAUAGGUGACCCUUCAAGUGCUGCACCACGCUGCACACCCAAGUUGCAGCGUGGAAGUUAAUUCAUACAGCUCAUGCGUCGCGCGCCUUUUGUAAGGCACUGUUAUAGAUAUCUGAACUACGCCCUGCAGUGAGUGCGUGGCGAGAAACCGCGAUAGUGAAACGUGGACGUUACUAGUCCUCCUAAGAAAUGGUUAUCCGUGAGAUGCGGUCGCGAAGAGACGAGACUCGACGAUAGAAAGUUUUAGGAACAGCGCUCCCAGGCGGCUCAGCACACUCAACGUGUUGUAUCAGCGACACUACGCGCGUGCGGAAUCCGACUUCGGUUUAGGUUCUUUUAUGAAAGGUGGUUAGCGUAGGCCGCCGUCAGUUCACCUAUUUCUAGGAUUAUCCAAUAGUCAAGGCAGUAUUGCGUUUCGGAGCAGCGCUAUAACGGUUACUUUGAAGAAAUCAGCAACGGGAAAACAAGCGGAUUUUGGUUGGCACUAAACGUGUCCAUGAUGUGAAGCUAUGACGACACAGACUGUAGUUAUGCAAGGAAAGUGACCUCUUCUCCGCUGAAAGCAUCCUUGCUAUGACCAGUACCUACGAAUUUUAUAAUAUGAAAUGCCGAUGAGUCACUAGGCAGCGGUAACUGUAAUUACUUGUCCAGCCUCUUUUCUACUUACCUCGAACGUUUAGACACUAGGCAGAGGUUCGAAACGCCGCCAUGUACCCACUGGCAUUAAAUCUGCCAGAAGACGCAGUCUAGUCAUAUAUAGUUGUACGUGUUUUUGUAUCGCCCGCGCUUAUACGAGCAGCUAUAGGUUCCACAAAUUAUAAUCGCACUUCUCGUGCAGCGUACUAAUGUCGUAGAAUCGCCAACACGCCUUUUUGUUGUCGUUACUCACAAGGCAAUUUUAUCGCCUACUCGCGCUUACCUCGAAUCGUUGGUCCGUACAUCCGUACAGCACUGGCUACAUUUAGCACCUUUUUAGCACACAUUGCUGGGUACACCCUGUCUACACCAUUACCACACUGCACAGCUGACCAAAGUGAGAACCACUCGCAACGGUCAGUGACUACCGCUCCACACAACGCGAAACCCGUUGAAACCAGAAGCGUUGAGGCAGGGAGACCCCUGCAGAUAAUGGCACAUUCCUUCUGAAUGUAUUGCACAUGCAUGCAUGUCUCAGUAACCGAAAUUGUGACCGCAGGACAAAUUCCCGUUGUGGUUCCUCUCUAUUACACAGCCGUACAAGGACACGGCUAGUCUACACUCGUCUAGCGCAACCAGUCAACACAUACCAUGUCAGCAUUAAACUCUUGCUUACGGGCGCAUUACAGAGCACCUUCUUCUUAUCAAUAAAUUAAUAAAGAUAGCUUGCCCACGCGGAUUCAGUCGAAACCGGAGAAAUAAAGGAAGCAUGCUCUUAACUCGCAAAAAUGUCGCAUUUCGAAAAAAGAAGAAUAACGAAACGAGACGGCACACCAAACAAGCUACACUACAAAACAGGGUUCUAAGGAAGGGUUACACAAGGUACCACACAAUCUGUGCAACAGUUUGCAGCAGGCAUUUACAAACAUCAGCACAAGAAAACACGGCACUGUCAUACAUUAAAAUGGAAGAACAGAGCCUCAGUCCGAAGCCAACGUUUCGGCUGCAAGAGUACCAGUGUUCGUUUAGGUCCUGACAAACGAGAAGUAUUCCUAUGCGAAACCAAAGGCCUUAACGUAGACUAGUCCUCUUGUGUCGAAGCAAUGACCUUAACGAAGACACAUCGUCCCCUGUUGAAACAAUUUUCUGCCUGCUUUGUCAUCAUUUAAUUCACCCAAUUCCGAAUUUAUAGCGCAUCCGCACUUAGCUUGGAAUUUUAGUGCACGACAUUCGAAAGCUUUUCGCGCCAACUUUGACCUUCAAUUGUGGGGCCAACAUGACAGGGUAUAUUGCGGCAUUCGUGCGGCUAAGUACGAACUCAAGAAUCUCGUUUACAUACAGUGGCUUGCUCUUCAAGAGAAAAUAGCUGUGACCAUACACCUUUCUUUUAUGAUUUUAUUUCUUUUUGUACUUUCCGUCGAAUGACGGCUUAUUACAAGCUUUCGCGCGACCAAAACGCAUGCGCGUCGCUUCAUGCUGAGUGUGCCAUAACAAAACUUUACGCACAAAACAGGCCACACAAACACAAGAACUUCCGAUCGGUGAACAAGGAUGGGUACACGUUAGACAUCAUUAACUCGUAUCGUGAGUCUAGAUAUAGCAAAUACUCUCUUCGAUACGCGGUACGAUGCGCAAAGGUCGAAGGCGAAAGCGUAGCAAGACUUUAACAAAGCGCAGGCAUCGCCUGUCACAAUGCUUGGAGACAGCUCCUGGAGAGCAGCUCCAAGUACACGCUCACAUGCCCAUUAAAUGUACAAAAAGAAGAAAAACAAACAAACAACGAUUUGGCGGUAUCGCAGUGUACCUCUGUUACUGUGGAGCUUUUCCGCGUACUGCACUGCGCGGCUCGAUCAUCAGAGACACGGAGACAUUCCAACGAAAACAAACGAGCAUUUCAUUGUAUAUCGUGAUACAAUAAACCUACUUAUAGUGUUCA